CUGCUGCACAAGUCCCAUCCUGCUUGUUUCCUCCGCUUCCCUGGAGUUUAAAACUUCUUUGAAAACGCCCCCAACCCCGGGCCCUGCUGGUCUCAGGCUCCCUGCUCCGGUGCAGAAGAAAGCACAAGAGAGCCCGCGGAGGGCACCGCCGGCAGCACUGGGGGGUCCGCCCUGCAGGCCCGCGCCCCGCCGAGGCUGGAGCCCCUGGUUGGCGCCGCAGCUGGCCCCAGAUGAGGACACAGACCCAGAGAAAAGUCAUGAAGUAUGUUGAGAGCCAGGAUCUCCUAAACCAGUCCAGACUCUGAGGUCUCCAGAAUGAAAAGUUCUCAUGAACUCCAGGCACACUGCCUCGCUCGGCACUGACCAAAGCCUCCUUCCUCCACCCCACCCCACAUCACGGAGUCAAACCCAAGACCCUUAUCUCCCAGGACACCCCCUCCAGCUGUGAUGCCCAUGGGCUAGAGACCUGGAGGACAACAGCCCCCAAAUAGUCCUAGGUCCGUCAGCGCUCUAGCACUGCCCGGAACCCCACAUUCCCCGGUGCCACAGGGCCGUCCUUAAUCCCGGCUUCAAGGGAAGCUUGUGGGAGUAACAAGAACCCAAGUGCCUGAGGCAGACAGAUCUGAGCCUGAAUCUCAGCUCUGCCCCACCGCUUAUAUGUGCCCCUGGCAAGCCCCUCAGCUCCAGGGAGCCUCCACCUUGUCUGUGCACACUGGGGACAUGUCAGCUCCAUGCAGGACCAUGACGAUGGGCAAUGAGGGAUAGAAAGCACCUGACACCCAGUGGGAGCUUAGUGAGCAGUGGCCACCACGUCCCCUAGGCCCCAGGGCUCCCCAAGUCUCCUUUCUCACUAGCCUGGCCAUACAGGACCCCCCGCCCCCGCUUCCUUUCAGUUUUCAGAGGCCAACAUUUAUCGGUCCACUAUUCCACAGGAAGCACCAGGCUGGCCACUGGAGGGGAUAAAAUGGCAAGACAGUGCCCUGCCUUCAGAUGCCCACCAGCCUGUACUCCCUCCUAGUCCCUCAGGAACCGUCGAUCCCGGUCCCCCCGCCCCUCCACUGACAAGCCACCAUGGCAGCCCUGAUUGCAGAGAACUUCCGCUUCCUAUCGCUCUUCUUCAAGAGCAAGGACGUGAUGAUUUUUAAUGGGCUGGUGGCACUGGGCACAGUGGGCAGUCAGGAGCUGUUCUCCGUGGUGGCUUUCCACUGCCCUUGCUCGCCUGCCCGGAACUACCUGUAUGGGCUGACAGCCAUCGGUGUGCCUGCCCUGGCACUCUUCCUCAUCGGGGUCAUCCUCAACACCCACACCUGGAACCUGGUUGCCGAGUGCCAGUACCGGAGGACCAAGAACUGCUCGGCUGCCCCCAACUUCCUCCUCCUCAGCUCCAUCCUGGGCCGUGCGGCCGUGGCCCCCGUCACCUGGUCUGUCAUCUCCCUGCUGCGCGGUGAGGCCUACGUCUGUGCUCUCAGUGAGUUUGUGGACCCCUCCUCCCUCACAGCCGGGGAGAAGGGCUUCCCACCAGCCCAUGCCACAGAAAUCCUGGCCAGGUUCCCUUGCGGGGAGGGCCCUGCCAACAUGUCGGGCUUCCGGGAGGAGGUCACCCGCAGGCUCAAGUAUGAGUCCCAGCUCUUUGGGUGGCUGCUCAUCGGCGUGGUGGCCAUCCUGGUGUUCCUGACCAAGUGCCUCAAGCAUUACUGCUCGCCACUCAGCUUCCGCCAGCAGGCCUACUGGGUGCAGUACCGCACCAACGAGGACCGGCUCUUCCAGCGCACGGCCGAGGCGCACUCGCGGGCGCUGGCUGCUCACAACGUGCGCCGCUUCUUUGGCUUUGUGGCGCUCGACAAGGAUGACGAGGAGGUGAUUGCCAGGUUCCCAGUAGAGGGCACACAGCCUCGGCCACAGUGGAAUGCCAUCACGGGCGUCUACUUGUACCGCGAGAACCAGGGCCUCCCGCUCUACAGCCGCCUGCACAAGUGGGCCCAGGGUCUGGCGGGCAACGGAACAGUGCCCGACACUGUGGAGAUGGCCCCGCUCACCUCCUAGGGGUCCUGUUCCCACACUCUCUGCAAGUGACGGUACUUGGUCUCAAACUGAACUCCACUGCCUGCUCACAUCAGAAGCGGAUGAUUUUUUUCACUUUUUGGGGAAACAGGCCGGGAGCACAAAGGAGCCUGGGGCAUGGAGAGAGCUAGGAGACAAUGGGGUCCACUCCGACAGGAAGGCUCUCAGAUCUGAAGAAAUCCCCUCUCCCGCUGCCACCAACCACUCCGUCAACAGCUUUGGAGAGAAGACCCUUUCGCAGACCUGGUCCUUCAUUAACUAUGAUGUGGACAACCUUUACUGGUGCGACUCCAAGGCUGGGAAGCCCUGGCCAGCAGAGCCAGGUGACAGUGAAACUCACCAGCA
This is a messenger RNA of Neomonachus schauinslandi (Hawaiian monk seal), 2406 nucleotides long. It is a transcript of the gene CALHM2, whose product is annotated as calcium homeostasis modulator family member 2. Bases 1072 to 2043 code for a protein of 323 amino acids. NCBI's taxonomy places the organism in Eukaryota, Metazoa, Chordata, Mammalia, Carnivora, Phocidae. The transcript is spliced from 3 exons. The record is from RefSeq and is a predicted model, not a curated record. Gene Ontology annotation, molecular function: monoatomic cation channel activity.